Carica papaya (papaya) is the source of this 780-nucleotide messenger RNA. The record is from RefSeq and is a predicted model, not a curated record. Lineage: Eukaryota; Viridiplantae; Streptophyta; Magnoliopsida; Brassicales; Caricaceae.
AUGGUGGCAGUUCAAGGAGUACAAGUAGGCACUGCAUUUGUUCAGGUGUCAAGCCAGUCACAUUGGGCAGAGACGGUGCGGCAGGGACAACAGUCUGGCCUGCGACUGCUAAAGCAGUUUGGGACUGUAUCUGCUGCUGUUGACCGCAAGUUGAUGGAUCAAGAUUUAGGUGGUGAGAAAAGGAAGAAUGGAUUAAUGAAAAAGGCAAGUGAAUUAGCAACAUUAUGUGGUAUUAACAUGUGUAUGAUUAUUUACAGUCCUUACAACACUCAACUUGAAGUUUGGCCAUCUCCUUCAGGAGUCCAAAGUAUUCUCAAUGAUUUCAACGCAAUGUCAAAGAUAGAUCAGAGUAAAAAGAUGUUGAAUCAAGAGGCAUUCAUUAGGCACUCUAUGAAAAAAACAAAGGAUCAACUCAACAAACAACGUAAGGACAAUUGUGAUAAGGAGAUUAUACAAUUCAUGUUCGACAGCUUGAAUGGUAAGCCUUUGUCAAACCUAACAGCAAAAGAUCUUAAAGAUCUCGGUUGCAAGAUUAAACAUUUCUCAAAGGAUAUCGAUAAAAUGAUUGAUAGACUUACUAUAGCUGAUCAAAAAUUUGAGAAUGCACAAAUAAAGACAUCAGAUAUCAAUCUAAAUGAUGGAGACAACCUUCAAAAUUCAUCAAAGAAUGAUCCAUGGCUCAUAGAUUUUGGACUUGGAAAGAUGAUUAUGCCUAUGGAAGACAAUGACAAUGAGAACAUCGAGAACAAUAACAACAACAAUGAUAAUGGAGCUGCUUGA